GAAAAUGUAAAGUGGGGGCAUUCGUUUUUAACAAGCCGAAUUUUUUAACUAGCUGAAUCUCAUUGCGGAGGUCGCAAGUAACAUCUUUAGAGAUAUCAGUGUAUAAUGUAUGUAUGCACGUGUGAACAACUUUGUCGUUUAAUUGCUUCAUGUUAAACAUGGCGCAAACGAUGAUACCUAGGAUUGCGCUGUUGUCUAUUAAAAAUAGUAAUCGUGUGCUACCACGAAUUUGUGUUCCCUUGAAAUACCAACGAACAUGUUUCCAUACAAGCUGGGUCCUCGAUGUAAAAGGAAAGGAACUAUUGAUGCCCUCCUUAUCACCUACCAUGGAAACUGGUACUAUUAUCAAAUGGCUUAAAAAGGAAGGUGAUAAGAUUGAACCAGGAGAUGCUGUUGCUGAUAUUCAAACUGAUAAAGCAGUUGUUACAAUGGAAGUGGAUGAUGAAAGUGUUCUUGCAAAAAUACUUAUACCAGAAGGAACCAAGGAUGUUAAAAUAGGAACAUUGAUAGCUCUUACUGUAGAACCAGAUGAAGAUUGGAAAUCUGUUGAAAUGCCAGACAGUGCUUCAGCUGCAACUGUAACCCCACCUGCACCUCCUGCAGGAGCUAGUACACCUGCUGCAACUGUAACAGCUGAACCACCUCCAGGACAGAAUAAUGUUGCCAUGCCAGCUUUAUCGCCAACAAUGACUACUGGAACAAUAGUAAAAUGGCUUAAAAAGGAAGGAGAUUCUAUAGAACCAGGAGAUGCCCUGGCAGAAAUACAAACAGACAAGGCUGUUAUGACUUUCGAAUUUGAGGAUGAGGCUGUGCUUGCAAAACUUCUUGUUCCAGAAGGAAGUCAAAUUGAAGUAGGACAAUUAAUUGCAAUCACAGUUGAAAAAGGAAUGGACUGGAAAAAUGUUGUUGUUCCAAGUACCACGAAACCGUCUACAGCAGCAGCCGUACCUCCUCCAGCUGCAGGUGAUAAGAAACCUGCAUCAAGUGGACAAGUAUAUGGUUUAGCAGUAAAACGGUUGUUGGAGGAGUAUGGACUAAAUCCAGACUCCAUUAAAGGAACUGGACGGCCUAAUCGAUUGCUAAAAAGCGAUAUAUUAGCAUAUAUCCAAGCAAAUAAUAUUAAAAAGGUUGCUCCGAAAGUUGAGCCACCACCAGCCGUUGAAACAGGUAAAAAAGAACGCGCUGCUAGUCCUUCAAAGAAACACGUACCUACUGGUCGGCCUUCAGCCUAUGAAGAUAUUCCCGUUUCCAAUAUACGCGGCGUAAUUGCUAAAAGACUUGGAGAAGCAAAAAGUACCAUCCCUCAUUCUUAUGCCUAUAUCGAUAUUAAAAUGGACAAAUUAAUGGAAAUUCGUAGCGAACUUAAAGCUGAUGGUAUUAAUGUAUCAGUAAAUGAUUUCAUAACGAAAGCGGCCGCAUUGGCAUUAGUUGAAUGUCCAUUUAUUAAUACACUGUAUAAAAAUAAUCAGAUAACUCAAAUGCCAAGAGUCGAUAUAUCUGUUGCAGUUUCUACAGAUAAUGGUCUUAUAACACCAAUUGUUUUCGAUACCGCAGCGAAAAGCUUAGUAGAUAUUUCGAAAAAUAUUAAAGAACUAGCUGAAAAAGCUAGAAACGGUCGAUUGAAACCAGAAGAAUUUCAAGGGGGUACAUUUACGAUAUCCAAUUUAGGAAUGUUUGGUAUUAAACAAUUCAGUGCCAUUAUAAAUCCUCCUCAGACAGCGAUACUUGCUGUCGGCAGUGGUCGGAAAGAAUUAGAUGCUACAUUACAAAAAAUAACAAAGAUGUCAGCAACUUUAUCGUACGACAGACGAGCAAUUGAUGAAGAUCAAGCUGCUGACUUUUUAGCGGUUUUAAGAGCUAUGUUAGAAGAUCCAACUUUCUUUGUUGCUGGAAGGUUGCGGGCACUGAGGUAUUCGCAAAACUGACCUUUAAUUAAAUCUUAAUUUUGAUAUGUUUAUUGAUAAAGCGGCUUAAAUUGUAAUACGUUACAUAAUUGUUCAUACGAUUUAGAUUCGACAAAAUAUAUUUGGAAAACAUAAGUUAAACAGAAUUAAUAUUUUUAAGUCGUUUGUUAAAUAAACAUAUCGAUCGAAAUUAAGAACAUCGUUCGUAGCCUCUUACUUUCACUAACUUCUGUAAAAUUAUUAUGCUUUAAAUAUUACAUGUACAAAAUUCACACUACACAGCCUAACAAAUGUAUCUAAAAUAUUUUAUAACCUUGUAGCAAUAGCUAUUUUAAUCAAAGAAAGAUUACGAGUGUAGCUGCCUAGAUACUGCCAUAAAAUGAAUUCGUAAUAGAACGUGACAAAAUAGAAAUCUUUAUUCUUAAAGAUAUACUAUGCAUAUACUAAAGACUUUGUUCCGAUACAUAUAUGCAUAGGGCAUAUAACAGCCAUUGAAUAAUACAAAUGUAUGAUAUAAAUUAAUUUCCUUGUAAAAAAAUAGAUAAUUAGCAGAAGUACAUGUCCUAUUUGUACAUUUAUUUAUUUUAAUGAAAUAAUUGCCACACUGUAGUCUCUCUGUCAUGCAGAAAUAUAUGUAAAUACACAAUAUGUAUAAUACCAACAAGUAUAUAUAAAUUCAACGCUUUUUUUUUUAUAGAAACAGUACAAAAACUUCAUUAUUUUUCUUAGAUUAAUAUACCAAAUUUGUAUAAAUAUAAUGUAAAUAAUUAUUGUUAAUAUUUAUUUAUUAAAAAAUGUUAUGCGUGAUAAGCAACUUCAGUGUGGUUUAGAUCAAUUUAAAGGGGUGACAAAAUGUACAAGAUCAUACAUAUAUCUUGUAAAUAAAAUAUUUAUUAUUAAAA
Messenger RNA from Osmia lignaria (orchard mason bee), 2806 nucleotides. RefSeq names its product dihydrolipoyllysine-residue acetyltransferase component of pyruvate dehydrogenase complex. The record is from RefSeq and is a predicted model, not a curated record. Gene Ontology annotation, cellular component: pyruvate dehydrogenase complex; mitochondrion. Gene Ontology annotation, biological process: pyruvate decarboxylation to acetyl-CoA. NCBI's taxonomy places the organism in Eukaryota, Metazoa, Arthropoda, Insecta, Hymenoptera, Megachilidae. Gene Ontology annotation, molecular function: acyltransferase activity.